Molecule: messenger RNA, 2123 nt
Organism: Cyphomyrmex costatus
Lineage: Eukaryota; Metazoa; Arthropoda; Insecta; Hymenoptera; Formicidae
Gene: Err
Product: estrogen-related receptor
Exons: 9
Coding region: 93-1439 (448 amino acids)
Biological process (GO): regulation of DNA-templated transcription
Cellular component (GO): nucleus
Molecular function (GO): zinc ion binding; sequence-specific DNA binding; nuclear steroid receptor activity
Source: RefSeq, a predicted model, not a curated record
UAGUCCCGACUGGCGGCGAGAGGAGGUGCACGCGUGAGAAAACGGAGUCUGUGCGUGCAUUUUUCGGUGUCGCGUGGGACGAGGACGAGGCCAUGGACGCGUGGAUGUACGAUGUGGUCUGUAUGAUGUCUGACGCUACUAUGGAAAGCGUGAUCGGGAAUAACAGGACAAUGCCAAACAUUAAGCAGGAAAUCGAUAACCCAACAACGCCCACACAAAAUUAUCAAGUGUGUUCGCCAACCACGACUCUUCAGCAUCAGGAGUCAAUAUGCACGAAAUUAGACAUUACGGAUUACGGUGACAGCAACGGUAAUCCCGAGAGUCCAGAAAUACAUCAUUGUUCUUCAACGACGCAACCGUUGGGAACUCCAGAGGACGGCAUUAAAGAAGAAGAUAUGAUGCCCAGGAGACUCUGUCUUGUCUGUGGUGACGUUGCGAGCGGUUUCCAUUACGGGGUUGCCUCCUGCGAGGCAUGCAAGGCUUUCUUCAAGAGAACUAUACAAGGAAAUAUCGAGUAUACUUGUCCGGCGAACGGCGAAUGCGAGAUAAACAAACGAAGACGUAAGGCGUGCCAGGCGUGUAGAUUUCAGAAAUGUUUGCGGCAAGGAAUGCUGAAAGAAGGCGUGAGAUUGGACCGUGUUCGAGGUGGUCGACAAAAGUAUAGAAGAUCCACGGAUCCUUAUACUCCAAUCAAGAAUGCCACAUUAGAGGCUAACGUAGCCGACAUAGUGUCGGCAGGUUCUACUGAAACGAUAAACAACAAGUUGGUCGAAGCCUUGGCGGCCUGUGAACCAGAUAUACUUCAAGUAACCAAUGCCCCGAGUACACAGGAGGCGGAUCAGAAAACCCUCGCACAAUUAUCUGAUCUCUAUGACCGAGAAUUAGUCAGCAUAAUCGGUUGGGCCAAGCAAAUUCCAGGGUUCACCAAUUUAGCGCUGAACGAUCAAAUGCGACUUCUGCAAACUACUUGGGCUGAGGUAUUAACCUUUACCCUGGCAUGGAGAAGUACGCCUAACAAUGGCAGAUUGAGGUUUGCGCAAGAUUUUACGUUGGAUGAACGACUCGCGCGUGAGUGCCAUUGUACGGAGCUUUAUACUCACUGUAUACAAAUCGUCGAGAGAAUUCAACGAUUAGGUUUAACGCGAGAAGAAUACUAUGUGUUGAAAGCACUGAUUCUAGCGAAUAGUGACGCUAAAUCUGACGAACCCCAGGCUCUGUACCGUUUCCGAGAUUCGAUAUUGAAUUCCUUGUCGGAUUGUGUGGCGGCGGUGAGACCGGGACAAGCACUCCGAGCCACGCAAAACAUGCUACUAGUACUGCCCAGUCUCAGACAAGCCGAUGGAGUCAUUAGACGUUUCUGGUCCAACGUGUAUAGAAUAGGCAAAGUACCAAUGAACAAGCUUUUCGAGGAAAUGUUGGAAAACGUUUGUUAUCGAUGAGAUACGCUGAUCGUCUCAAAUUUGAUAACUUGAUCGCCCAUCACCAGGAUCAUACGUUGUUUAUUGUAGCUGACGAUGUUCACUACCAUCGUGAUAAUAUAUUAUUGUACAUCAUUGUUUUGGGCACGUUUUUUGGUGUGUCGUUGCAUUAUCGAAGACACCAGUGAGUGUUAGUGCGUGGAAGAAAUGAAGUUAUCGAUCUUUUUUAUUUUCUAAUAAACUCGUGAAUUUUUAUUCUUUUUUUCUUUCUUUUUGCGUGUAAAAAGGACAUUGAAAGUGUAAGUUCGGACAGUGUCUCCAACGUUCGUUGUGAUUCACGAAUCGUUCUAAAUGGUAGACAUGUGUAGUCUUCGUUCGAAGUAUCCAAACUUUCCUUGUCAAGUACCCCUUAUACAGGUACAGAAAGAAAGUAAGAAAGAAAAAAAGAUAAAAAAGGAAAGAAAGAAAAAAAGGAGAAAAAAUGUAAUUUUUAUGUUGGAACAUAACAGUACAAGAUGCGAGAAGACUUUCGGAGUACUCAUUUUAGGAUAGGUGUAUGUGGAAGCCAAUCGAUGGCUUUAUUACCAAAUAAAGUGUUUCCGUUCGAUCGUCAUGAUCGUAACACUGAAUAUAGUAAUUAUAAGAUAAGAUGUAAAUAACUGUGGGUGUUUAACAUCGUAGCCAUGAUAUCAUUGAUAUUAAGAA